Messenger RNA from Columba livia (rock pigeon), 2430 nucleotides. It is a transcript of the gene CARHSP1, whose product is annotated as calcium regulated heat stable protein 1. The transcript is spliced from 4 exons. The record is from RefSeq and is a predicted model, not a curated record. Lineage: Eukaryota; Metazoa; Chordata; Aves; Columbiformes; Columbidae. Gene Ontology annotation, biological process: regulation of mRNA stability. The coding region runs from base 518 to 1198 and encodes 226 amino acids. Gene Ontology annotation, molecular function: mRNA 3'-UTR binding. Gene Ontology annotation, cellular component: cytoplasm.
UAAAACACAAUACAACUGCUUUUGCCAUUUAACUGGCUCUGAACACAGAGGGUGUUUGUGCUGAGCCAGAAAGACAAGUUUGUGCGCACACAGUCAUCGGGGAAAGCAAUCAAACUCCCCGUAGGUCUAUUUUCUCGAUAGUUGGCUAAGAACGGUGCAUUCCCUACAGUAGAGUUGCUGGACUAUAUAUUGGUAUUGUGAGCCAUUUCUGCGACUAAAAAUAAUUUUUUCCUUGAUGUCUACAGUGUAUUAUCAAUGAUAUUUUCCAAACUGGAAAACAGGCCAGGGGGAUGUGAUGGAGUGUUUGUAUCACCUGUAGUUUCCAGUGGGUUCAGGGUGUUUACUGCAGUGGCUCUGGAGGGUGAGCUGUGGGGGUGUGGGGUGUGUGCUUGGGCUAUGUUGCUGUUCACGCAGUUGCAGAUUUGAUUGCACCACAUCGGGACUACCUGUUUGUCAGAGCAGCCCAUCGGGACUAUUUGGAGCAGUCUGCUUUCGGGUCUCGUUCCUCUCCAGGGCUAUGGUCCAGAUUGGCGUGCAACUGGCUCUGGAUUUGAGCAGGGAACCAAGGGUGACUGUCAGGGCUCAGCUGGGGUUUUGUAUCCAAAGGUAUGGACAAGGCUCAUCCUCACCAUGCUGCUGUGAAGGAGGUUGUUACCUCUGCUUUAGAGGUGUGGAAAUUAGGACAUUGCGGGGAGGUCUCAGGAUCACAAGCACAAGCGUUUUUUCUCAGGCGUCAGGAAUGUCUUCUGAGCCCGCUCCCUCCGCCUCACAGCAGUCCUCCGCCUCUCCACCCUCACCCGGUUCUCUCCAUCUGCCUGAGAACCGCAGGGCCAGAGACCGCUCCCCAUCGCCCAUGAGAGGGUAUCUCAUCCCCAGCCCGCUGCCCACCCGGCGGACCAGGACGUUUUCAGCAACUGUGAGAGCAUCGGAGGGUCCCAUCUACAAAGGCGUCUGUAAAUGCUUCUGUCGCUCCAAAGGCCACGGCUUCAUUACCCCUGCGGAUGGGGGGGCUGACAUCUUCGUACACAUCUCUGAUAUCGAAGGCGAGUACGUUCCUGUGGCAGGCGACGAGGUCACCUACAAGAUGUGCACCAUCCCUCCGAAGAACGAGAAGCUGCAGGCGGUGGAGGUGGUGAUCACCCACCUGGCUCCGGGGACCAAGCACGAGACCUGGUCGGGGCACGUGGUCAGUUCCUGAGGUGUCCCCGCGGUGCCACCUGCGCCGUCACUGCUCAACAACCGCCUGCAGGGACCUGUCCUAAGAGUAUUUUAUGUGUUGUGCGGGAGGAAAUACUGCAUUGUCAAUAAAGCAGAAGCAGGCCAAAAUUACCAUUUUUACAGCUGGCCUGAAUGGAAAAAAAAAAAAGGCAAUUCAAAUGCUAAUGAAAAAAAAAUCUAGCGUAACGUCUUUACCAAAACCGUAUUUUAAAGAGACCUUGUUUGUGUGCUUGGUGAAGGGGGGGAAGGUUUGGUUUUUCUUUUAUGUUGUGAACUGAUUUCAGCAGAUGCCCAGGGGAGCUGGGACGAGGUUGGAGGGGGAGAGCGAGCUGUUCCAGCGCAGACAGCCGCGGCGGCCGCACGGCGCCCAGCCCCGGAGCUGUUCCUGGAGCUGCUCUCUGCAAGGGCUGGAGCACGUUAUUGCCGAUAACAGCGCCUGAUGCCGCGGCUUGUGAGAGAGAGGAGCGCGGUGCUGCCAUUUGUUUUCCUCGUGGAAGGAAGUUCACAAACGGAGCAGCUGCUGCAGGGUGGACAAUCUCCCUCUGGUGCUCAUGCUCCGAUGGCCACGGCUGGGUGCCCUCCUCUGCACUGUUUGCUAACGGCGUGUCUGCAUGUGGGUGGAGCAUUGUGGUUUUAAAGCCUCGGUUGUUUGUGAAUUUACUUAGGUGCCUUGAUGGUUGAUUAGCAACAGAUUUUAUAGGCCAGUAUUAAAAUAAGAAAAAAAGGAAAACAACCCAAAACUAAAAAAAAAAAAAAGCCUCAAGGUAAGUGGUAUAAAGCUGUAAAGUAGUAGAUAUUUCAUAGCCUCUGACCGUGUCUGAAUUUAGACAAAGCUGAAGAUUGCCUUCUUGAUUGCAUAUAGCUGAAUGUCUGCUGUGGUGUUUCACUGGGCAGGCAGAAUACCUGUACUUCCGAAAUGCACGUUUUAUGCUGUUCAGAUGAGCGUAUGUAAAAUACUGUGCGGGUUACUUAACAGGCUCAGCUGCCUGAUUCUGCAGCUGUUUCCCUGGACAACUUGCUUGGUAGCAUGUGAUGUGGUCACCCGUGCCCUGGCUCUGCAAGAUUUCUUGUAGCUGUAGUGCAACUGAAUUAGUUCUGUACCUAUUGGCCUUUCACUUUUUUUUUUUAAUUGAAGUGUUUUUUUUCUCUGUUAUGUUCCUAACAGUGGAUUUUAAUUGACUUUGCAAAUAAAAAAAAAAAAAUAAGGCAUGA